GUAGGAAAGUUAGAUUCUACGGGCUUCCUCAUGAAACGUGCGGGGUUGGUUUCAGCAUCCUUUAUAUUCUCGUUUGUGAUCGUCACAUAUGGCUCCACGUGUGAUCAACCAACCUCUCCUCAUGGCUCAGUCAUCACUCAUCCCACUCGGCGAGAAAAGUACCAAAACGGCCAAGUAAUCCUCUUUGGCUGUAAACAGGGUUUUUAUCUGGAUGGAAUGCCAAUUAUAACAUGCAAUGGGAACAAAUGGACACAGACACAAUUCCGAUGUCUUGGGUUUUGUCCGGAGGUGGGUAACAUUUUAAAUGGUAAAGUAUCUCAUGUGACCCCACAAGUUGGCAAGGCUGCCAUAGAAUUUCGCUGUGCUAAUAACAGUUUCCAGCUGAUCGGUAAGACAAGGUUGGAGUGCAUAGAUGGACAAUGGAAUGGAAAGUUACCCUAUUGUCAAAAGUUGCCGUCGUGUGUUCGUCUGCAAAGUCCAGCUAACGGUACACUACAUGGCAAUGACAACAGCCAUGGUGCAGAAGCAAACUUCACUUGUUUUACAGGCUUUGAUCUAUUUGGGGCUUCAGCAUUAACAUGCAACAAGGGCGUUUGGAGUUCACAAGUUCCAACUUGUAAAG
Molecule: messenger RNA, 622 nt
Organism: Pocillopora verrucosa
Lineage: Eukaryota; Metazoa; Cnidaria; Anthozoa; Scleractinia; Pocilloporidae
Source: RefSeq, a predicted model, not a curated record